AUGGAUCACAUGAAUAUUACUAUCAGAAAGAAAACAAGGUCUUUCUCUCAAUCGGACUGUGAUACAGGAAAAGAUAUAACGACUAAUUCAUCACUCCUGGAGACGUCAACAAACAGCCUACCCUCAAUCUCAGGACAAAAUAAUUUUCUAUUGGAAGAAUAUAAACUAAAAAUAGAAACUUUGACUCGAAAUUUGGGAUCUGCAGAUCAAGAAAUAGAAAACAUGAUUUUGGAAAAUAAUGAACUAAAACGCACUGUUGAAAAACUCAAGAAAACGGUAAACAUGUUUAAGGAAAUUGGCCUAGCUGAAUCUUUUGACAAAAUUUCGUCCCCGGUGAUCCGUAAGAUUAGAAAGGUUAUAUCCCAUAACAGCCCACAAAAACCUAAUAAUGAUCUACGUUUGCAAGUAACUGUAUCUACACAAACAGAAGUUGAGUUAGAGAAUUUUGGAAAGUUGCCGAAAUUGGAGACAGAAAAUAUGAAGAGACUUAGGAAAGGGACGAAAAAACAACUACAACGAACAAAAAAACUUAUAAACAAUAUCUUUAAUUUGAAACGGAAGAAUGAAAAACUGAUCAGUGAAUUACAGGAAUGUCACUUAAUAGUAAAGAACAAACAAGAUAAAGAAUUUGAAGACCUGAAUUACUCUAGUCUUGGAGAUGACACGAUAAUAGGGAAAAACAACACUAAAGAAAAGAAAAUUGUCCAUCUACCCUCAUCCAAGGAGGAAGAAAGCCGAAAAGAACCCUCAGAAGAUAAAAGACAAGGGAAAAAUCAUACUGUAAUAGAAAGAGGAGUUAUCGAUAUUCCUAAACACACACAAGAAAAUACAAAAAAUAUUACCAACAACAACAAUGGAGACAAGAACAACACUUGGAAAGAAAAUGAGGUGCAAAACACCAUCUACAACUAUUCAAACACCAGUUCUUCAGUGCCACACGUACCCCUCGAAGUCGGGGAACUUGUCCACUGCGAGCGAGAGGCGCGCCACUGGUAUUGGGGCAGGAGUCUUCGCUCCGGGGCGGUUGGCGCUUUCCCCAAAAACUACGUUCUAUUUCGAGAGUGCAAUGUUGACAGGUGUGGUGACACCAUUUUGGCGUCGGCAGGAGGGAGCGGCGUGGUGCACGACAUAGCAGUCACAUUAAGAGAAUGGCUCAAGAUUUGGAAAAUCUUGUAUAGAGACAACGACGACCGUUUCAAGUUUAUGGAAGUAAGCAUGCGCGCGCUACUGGAGCUGCGCGCGCAGGCCGCGUCAGGCGCGCUGCCGCAGGACCAGCUGCGGCGCGUCGCGCGGACUGCGAUCUUCACUAUCGACAAGGGCAAUAGGACAUUAGGAAUGGAGCUUGCCGUGCGUACGGCAGGUGGACAAUUAAUCGACCCCCUUCGCGUUUCCACGUACAAAUUGAAUUUGCUCCACGAUGAAGCCAACGCACGAAUAGAGAAAAACAUGGAAACCACCCCCAGCAGCCCCGCGGCCAGCAUCCCGCCCGCCGCGCGCAACUACUCGGUGUGCGUGCGCGUGCACAACUUCGUGUGCCGCCUCAACGACUCGGCCGAGCUGCUGCUGUCGCUGUACGACGCGCAGCAGAACAAGCUCACCGAGCACCUGCUGCUGCGCUGGCCCACGCACAACCUGGCGCCCACGCAGGUCGUCUUCACCGGCGUUUCAAGCAAGUCAGCCUUAACUUGGAGGAAGUUAUUCGAAGCUUGGCGCCAACAAGAAAAACAAAAAAGACAAUUCCGCAAUUCACUUUACUCGCCAAGCGUAGAUGACCUGGGUGGCGACAUAAAGAGAGAAAAGUUGUUUCUCGUAUGCCACGUCGUGCGAAUAGGCGCCAUGGACGCGCAGAAUGUUGACCAUAGACGGAGCUCCAUCGCGCCCACGUCGCCGCCGCCAUCCGGCGCCACGUCCAUGCGGCGCCCCUUCGGCGUGGCCUGCGCUGACGUCACGCGCUACCUCGCCGCCGACCAGUCCGACAAGCACAUACAAGUGCCCUUCUACCCUUGUGAAAAAGAAAAGAUGGAGACACUGCUGAAGCAAGUGAUAAUGAACCAACGCGAGCUGAAGGACGCGAAGCAUUCGCAGGGGAUGUGGGUGUCGCUGCAGCUCGUCGAGGGAGAUUUGAAACAGAUUCGCGAGGAAAACCCACACAUAGUGGUAGGAAACACGGCUGUAGCGCGCAAAAUGGGUUUCCCCGAGGUGAUACUGCCUGGAGACGCGAGAAACGACCUCUACGUCACUCUGUGCAGCGGCUCCUUUUCGAAAGGAGGGGGAAAGUCCUCCGAGAGGAACAUAGAACUGACUGCAAGGGUUGUUGACAAACACGGACAGGUUUUGCCUGGCGUGAUUUCGAUAGGCGCCGGCACAGGCCUUGUGGACGAGUACACGUCUCUGGUUUACUACCAUGACGACAAACCAAGAUGGCAGGAGGUGUUUAAGGUGUGCCUGAACAUCGAGGAGUUCAAGGAGGCGCACCUGGUGUUCCUGUGCCGCCACCGCAGCUCCAACGAGGCCAAGGACCGCGCCGAGCGCCACUUCGCGCUGUCGUACCUGCGCCUGAUGCAGCGCGAGGGCACCACGGCGCCCGACGGCGCGCACGAGCUGUGCGUGUACAAGAUGGACCUGCGGCGCGGCGGCGGCGGCGGCGGCGCGGAGGCCGACGCCUGCGCGCUGUGCCUGGGGCUGCCCGAGCGCCGCGACGAGCUGCCGUCGGGCGCCGAGAAGGGGCUGACGCGCGGCGUGCUGGCGCUAGUGCACAAGGACUCGCUGCAGGUGGCCACCAAGCUCUGCUCCACCAAGCUCACGCAGCGAGAGGAGAUCCUGGGCGUACUGAAAUGGAGCACGCAGCUGGCAGAGGGCACCUUGCGCCAGGCGCUGAUGCGACUGCUACACGUACCUAGUGAAGAGAUAGUCAAGUUUCUUCAGGAUAUUCUCGACGCCCUCUUCAGCAUUCUUACGCAAGUAAAUGAAGAUCAAGAAGGAUACACGGACAAGUCGUACGGCGUGCUGGUGCUGGAGUGCUUGCUGCACGUGAUAUCGCUUGUGGCCGACCACAAAUACCAGCACUUCCAGCCCGUGUUGCAUGUUUAUAUCGACGAGAGCUUUUGUGAUGCGCUGGCUUAUGAGAAGCUGAUCGCCGUGAUGGUGUGGGUGAUCACGACGGCGGACGGCGGCGAGACCAAGCGCCUGCUGCAGUGCAUGAAGUGCCUGGAGUGUCUGGUGCGCGUGGUGGCGCGCAGCCGCCAGCUGCGCAGCGCGCUGGGCGACAGCGUCACGCACGCCGACUUCCGCUACCAGUUCGAGAGCCUGCUGAACGCGCUGGUGUGGCUGAUGCGCUGCGGCGACCACGCGCUGACGUGCCAGGGCUGCGCGCUCAAGUAUCUGCCGCACGCCGUGCCACACGCGCUCACCGUCUACCCCGAGGCCGAGCUCAGUGCCUACAUAGUCCGAGCCUUGGAGGCUUUACCUCUGGGUCGCUUAAGCAAACAAAGGAUGCUGGCCCUUCUGGAGCUAGUCCGAGGCCCCCUUUGCCGCGUACCGGCUGCCAGAGCUUUGUUUCUGCCGCAUCUAGCUAAGACUGUGAAAGCUAUGCUGUGGGACAAAGUGGAGUUGGAGCUAUGCGUAGAAACUCUCGGUGAGGUAGUGUCCUUGCUUACAAGAGACGACGUGGGGCCCGUGGAAGCGGACAUAGGCGAGUUGGCUAGGAGGUUGUUGCCCACAGUCCUCAAGACCACAGCCACUAUGUUGCGGGAAAUGAAGACCGAUGCGGGUUUCGCUGACGACCCUGUACUGAGACGCCUAAUCUGCGUCCUUCUGGAUAUGGUCCGUCAGAUGUCAGAAGAGCAGUACACGGCCGUAGUCAAAGCGUUAGAAACCGAGACGUACGCUGGCGCGGGGUCACUGGUCUCAGACGCUUUGGCGCUCAUAUUAGCCCUGCUGCAACGGCCCGUGUUCAGAGCGCAUUGGGCUGACAUGCUGCAUUUGCAACACUAUGUUAUGUUACACGCUCUUAGAUUACUAGGUACAACAAUCCGCGAUCGUCUGCGCGCUAUCGAUGACACAAGCACAGAGGCUCUGGCGACAAUCCAUUUGAUGUGUCGAGAGUGGUUCGGAGCUAUCACUGCAUUGGCCACGUCACCAACGCUGCAACUCGAGACUCUGCCAGCUGCGAGAAAACAGAGAGUGACCGCUUUGUACGGAGACAUCAGACAGACUGCUGCUGCUGCGUUGGCCGAUAUGUGGUUUAGCUUGGACGAGCACAAACGAUCGUUUAUUCCGUGUCUGGUGGGGCCCUUCCUGGAGGUGAGCUUCCUUCCCGACGAGGAGGUGCGCAACACCACCAUCCCGCUGUUCUUCGACAUGAUGCAGACGGAGUUCAACACGAGCGCCUUAGACGGAGGCGCGGGCCAGCUGAAGGAGCUGGAGAGCGAGCUGAUCGACAAGAUCGACGUGCUGGCGGAGCGCGGCUGCGGCGACGCCGAGUGGCGCGUGCGCUUCGUGUCGCUGUGCGGCGCGCUGUGCGGCGCGGCCGCCGAGCCGCUGCGGCCCGCCGCCUUCGCGCUCGUGGCCGCGGCCGCGCGCCAGCUGGACACGCUGCUGCAGUACCGAACUGCGGCGCUCCGGUCCGCGACACCUCACAGGAUGCAUCUAACGACCAGAGUGCUACACUUCUACGAACAAAUCGAACGGCCGCACAUGUAUAUUAGGUACGUGCACAAGUUGGCCAAGAUGCACCACGACGCGCACCAGUGGGCCGAGGCGGGGCUGUCGCUGCGCCUGCACGCCAUCCUGCUGGACUGGUCCGACGUGCCGCUGCCGCAGCGCCUGCGCCACCCGGCGCAGCCGCACUCGCUGCACCAGACGCAUCGCGACCUCAAGGAGGUGCUGUACAACGAGAUCGCGGAGCUGCUGAACCGCGGGCACCAGUGGGAGCUGGCGGUGGAGAUCGUGAAGGAGCUGGUGGCCGUGUACGAGGAGGAGGCGCUGGGCUACGGGCCGCUGGCCGAGCUGCACGCGCAGCUGGCGCAGCUGUACUCGCGCAUGCUGCGCACGCCGCGCUCGCACCCCGGCUACUACCGCGUGCUGUACCACGGCCGCGGCUUCCCCGACCACCUGCGCACGCCGCACGGCUUCGUGUACCGCGGCAACGAGUACGAGCAGCUGCAGGAGUUCAAGGAGCGCCUGCUGGACGAGUGGCCCGACGCCGAGGUGCUCUCCAAGCUCGACCCGCCCGGCGAGGACGUCACCGAGUCCGAUGGCCAAUAUCUUCAAAUAAACGCCGUAAAGCCGAUAAUGGGUGAUAAGCUGAAGCGGUUGUCGGGCAAGCCGGUGGCCGAGCAGAUACUCGAGUAUUACAAACAUAACAACGUAAAUAAAUUUGUCUUCAGUCGACCCUUCCACAAACCAGGUGCAAAGGGAUAA
Hyposmocoma kahamanoa is the source of this 5421-nucleotide messenger RNA. RefSeq names its product dedicator of cytokinesis protein 1 (gene mbc). Lineage: Eukaryota; Metazoa; Arthropoda; Insecta; Lepidoptera; Cosmopterigidae. Gene Ontology annotation, cellular component: cytoplasm; plasma membrane. Gene Ontology annotation, molecular function: guanyl-nucleotide exchange factor activity; small GTPase binding. The coding region runs from base 1 to 5421 and encodes 1806 amino acids. Gene Ontology annotation, biological process: cell migration; small GTPase-mediated signal transduction. The record is from RefSeq and is a predicted model, not a curated record. The transcript is spliced from 29 exons.